Molecule: messenger RNA, 1791 nt
Organism: Linnemannia hyalina
Lineage: Eukaryota; Fungi; Mortierellomycota; Mortierellomycetes; Mortierellales; Mortierellaceae
Source: the annotation of a GenBank genome assembly
AUGCUCAUCUUACUGGUGACGAUCGGUGCACCCUUUACCACGACUCUCGUCCAUGCCGACCCAAACGACUCGAUCCCCGAACUCUCCACUGCUACUGCCGUCCCCCGCUGUCGCUGUCUCCCUGACCAAGCCUGCUGGCCCUCUUCUGACGUCUGGUCUGCCCUCAAGGAUUCCGUUGAUGGAAACUUAAUCGCCACCUUCCCAGCCGCCCGCGAGUGCCAUGACCCGUACUACGACAAAGUCCAAUGCGACAAGAUCCAGGAGGGGUACAAUGACGAUAAGUGGCGUAGAUCUACGCCGGGUGCCCUUCUUCAGACCAACUGGGAGACAUUUCAUGGCAAGGGUUGCUUGGGAACGAAUCAGACAACUCCUUGUUAUCAGGGCGCGGUGCCUAUCUACACCGUCAAGGCUACGAGCAUUGCGCACGUCCAGGAGACGGUCCGGUUUGCGUUUGAUCAUAAUAUCCGCCUGGCUAUCAAGAAUACAGGGCAUGAUUUCCUAGGUCGGAGCACCGCGCCGUCGUCGAUCAGCCUAUGGGUCACCGCCAUGAACGAUAUUCAAGUUGUUGACAAGUUUAUACCCGUCGGCGCGCCGGCGCAAGAAUUCCAGGUGGAUGUGCCGGCCGUGGUGCUUGGACCGGGAGCCGUGUGGGGUGAUGUUUACAAGGCUGUCGACGCUCAUGGUCGGAUUGUUAUAGGCGGGGACCAUGAUUCUGUGGGUGCCGUUGGAGGGUUCUGUCUGGGUGGUGGGCAUGGCCCGCUAUCCCCGCGUCAUGGGCUUUGUGCGGAUAACGUCCUUCAGUACACGGUUGUUACGGCUGAUGGCGAGGUGAUGAUAGCAAACAAUUACUUGAAUCAAGAGUUGUUUUGGGCUCUGCGUGGUGGUGCACCGGGUUUUGCGGCGGUUGUUGAGGCUGUGUAUCGGACUCACCCGGCAUUGGAGAACAUCAACUAUUUCCAGGCGACUCUUUUCUCCAACGACACUGAGAGUCUGGACAAGGUCAUGCGGGACUUUUAUUCUCGCCAUGAUGCGUGGUCGAAUGAUGGGUGGUCCGGCUAUGCCGCUGCUAAACGCGACGUCGUGGUGAUUCAGUAUUUUCUACCUGACGCCAGCGUCGAGGAAGCCACAUCUGCCAUGCAGCCCUUCCUCGACUAUGCACGCUCGUUCCCCGCCGUGGCCGUCCUCGACAACACCGUCGAUCACUACCCGACCUUCUACGCCAUGUUCCAGGCCCGUGGGGACGCCAUGUUUGGCGAGAAGGCCGCCGGUAUCAACGCUCUCCUUGGCUCGCGCCUGAUCCCUCGCACCAUGUUCCAGUCAGAUCGUGGGGUCGAUUUGUUGUCGUCAACUUUGGUCAAGUUCCAGGAGGAUCUUAUUAAGAUCUGGCCCGGGGCUGGGUUUUUGGUCCAGUUUGUUGCCGGCGGUCAAGUCUCCCAGGGCAGCGCGGAGGAUACGUCUGUUCUCCCCGCAUGGCGCGAUGCACUGUUGCUCUUCAUUGGCGCCAUCGAGUGGGAUGACUCCACACCCUACGAGACCCAACUCGAAUACCAACGGAAGCUGACCAAGAGCGUCGGUCGUCUGCGCAAGAUCACACCCGGUGGAGGAACGUACGGAAACGAGGCCGACCCUAACGAACCCAACUGGAAGCGAAGCUUCUUUGGUGCCGCCAACUAUCCUCGUCUUCGAUCUAUUCAAAAAAAGUAUGAUGCUAAUGGUCUUUUUGUCUGCCGCCGGUGUGUUGGAAGUGAGGACUGGAAUGAUGAUCUUUUGUGUCGCAGAGGACGCCAUUAG